Molecule: messenger RNA, 2970 nt
Organism: Chelonus insularis
Lineage: Eukaryota; Metazoa; Arthropoda; Insecta; Hymenoptera; Braconidae
Gene: Mapmodulin
Product: acidic leucine-rich nuclear phosphoprotein 32 mapmodulin
Exons: 7
Coding region: 196-975 (259 amino acids)
Cellular component (GO): nucleus
Molecular function (GO): histone binding
Source: RefSeq, a predicted model, not a curated record
GUAGGGCCUAAGCUACAAUCGAACCGGCAUUGGGUUGGUUAGCUGUGUGUACGGUGGUGGCUCUGUUCGACUGGUGUGACCGAUACAUCGUACAGUCCGUCAUAUUCCCGGUUUGAAAGCAAGAUUGUGACUAGUUGUUGCGACGCAGGAAGGUGCAGUAAUCAGUGUUACGGGUGUCAAGAAAGUUAGCCGGCCAUGGAAAAACGAAUAGAGCUUGAGAAACGUGGAAGAAAUCCUGCUGAAAUUACAGAAUUUGUACUGGACAAUUGUCGGAGUACAAAUAUUGUAGGCCUCACAGAUGAAUUUGUCGCUUUAAAGUCUUUAAGUUUAAUUAACGUAGGACUCACAAGUUUAAAAGGCUUUCCUGUUUUACCCAAUCUUCGAAAGUUGGAAUUAAGUGACAACCGAAUUUCUGGAGGUUUAAAUCUUCUUCUCACAAGCCCAAAGUUAACUUACCUUAACCUUAGUGGAAACAAAAUUAAAGAUCUUGAAACAUUACAACCAUUAAAAGAAUUUCAAAAUCUACAAAACUUGGAUUUAUUUAACAAUGAAGCUACAAAUAUGGAUAAUUAUAGAGAAAAGGUGUUUAGUCUCAUCCCUAGUUUAAGAUAUCUUGAUGGAUUUGAUAUAGAAGAUUGCGAGGUAGAUGACAGUGAAGCCAAUGAAGAAGGUAGUGAAGAUGACGAGGUAAAUGGUAAUGACGAUGGAGAAGGUGAAGCUAAUGAAGAUGACAGCGAAGAUGAAAGUGAAGAAAUGACAGACGAUGAAGAUAAGGACAUUCGCGAUGAACUUAAUGAGAGUAGUGAUGAUGAUGAUGACGGAAAUGGAGAAGAUGAGGAAGAUGAUCAUGACGACGAUGAUGAAGAUAGUCAUGAUGGACUUUCUGAUCAAGCAGAUGGAAGCGCCCUUGAAGAUGCAUCACCUGUGCGAGGUAAAAAAAGAAAACACGAAGAUGGAGGAGAACCAGGGAACUAGAAUUUAAAUAAAAGAUUUGAUAUUAAAUAAGUGUAAAAUUGAUUAAAUAUUAAGAAUAAUUGCGCCGCCAAGAAAGAACAGCUGGGAAUCAAACAUAUGACCGACCAACGACAGACUUCUAGUUAGUGGUAUUGAGUAGGAGCACUAAUCAUUGACUGAAAGUUGCCUGGAACAAAUUUAAUAAUAAAAUAAACAAGGAAAGACAGUAAUAAUAAUACAAAAGGAAAAAUUGAAAAAGUAAGAUAAAUGGGCCGUAUUCCAGCAAGACCCAACACGUUUAAGUUACAUAACGAUAUUUUAUAUAGAGUAUAUAGCUAGAUAAUUAGAGACAUUGCAUAGUCAAGUGGGAGAUUGGAUAAUGAAUGUUUGUAUUAAAAUAAAGAAGAUAUCGAGAUUUAACCCUCGAAGGAGCGUAUUUGUCUGUUAGCUCCAAUCGACCAAAGUCUGGUCGUGCUGGAAUUCAGCCAUCUUUAAUCCGUAAUAAGGUUACAUAAGUUACAUUUUAAAUACAUUAAUAUUGUACCAUGAAUAAAUAUAAAAUAAAUCAGAAUCAAUUUUUGUACAGGUUUAUGAAAUACAUGGUUGGAGGUGCACUGUGCGACUGUAAUUUUUGGGACAGAAAGUGUAUAAAAAAACGUAAAAUUAAUCAAAUUUACAUGAUAAUAAGUAAUGCAAUCGAUUAAAUGUCCAAUUUUGUAUGUAUGGUGACUGAUCAGUAAUUGAAUUUUUUGUUUGAUUGUAUCGCAAAAUUACGUUGAUUCUUGACACGAAAUUUUCUUUACAACAAAUGCUCAAUCAUUUUUUCGUUUCUUGUUGAAUUGAAAAUACGGUUGACACUCUUAUUUUAUUUAUAGAAUUCUUUCUUAUACAACAAAAUUUACUAUAAAAAUCAAAUUAGAUUCAAGAUAGAAAUAAGAGUUUCAAUGAUAAAAUUGUUACAGACCACUAUGUGCGCCUACCAAAGCGACAUUGAAAUUAUUAUUAUUGCUACUACUUUUAUUAUUAUUAAUUAUUAUAAAUAUUAUUAUUAUUACUAUUUUCAUUGUAACUGUUACUAUAAUUAUAGUUAUUAAUAUUAUUAUUUUUAAAAUAGUUAUAAAAAUAUAAUCACGUCUUUGCCAUUUUAAAAUGAAUAUAAAAAAAUUAUGAUAUUUUAACACAAAAGUAAUAUUUGAUGUUGAUCCUUGUGAAAACAUCUGAAAUUUAAAAUUAAGCGUCAAAAUUUCUGUCCCAAAACAUCUUUAUGUACUGACCUACUGCUAAUGUAUGCGAUGUGAACAUAACUUGUAACCAUUCACAUUAAUAUGGUCAUGAAGAGAAAAUAUAUUUCUAAAACAAAACAAGAAUCAAUUUUGACAAUUGCAUUAGUGGAUUUAUAAAUCAAUCGGCGCAAAAAAAUAUUGUCAGAGAUUAGUCGACUUAUUUAAGAAAGGAAAAAGACUGUGACCAAUUGACGGAACUGACUAAAAUUGACUACCUGACUGUAAGGAUGGAUGAAGCGUGAAAAAAGGUGAGAAUGUAAGAGAAAAUGAAUUUUAUAAAUAAAUGAAAAUUUAACAUAAAAAAACGGUAGAUGCCAGGACCUGGUGCGCCCUUGUUGCCAGAUUGGUUAUUGCCUUAUCCAAAUUUUUCAAGACUUUGAAAGCAUAUUUAUCUUAGGUAACAUAAAAUCGACAUGUACAGGUCCAAAAUUUGUAAAUUCCUAUUAAAUGUAAUUACAGUCCGUGCGCAAACUAAUGCAAUAGAAUAUUAACGUUAAACAAAUGAUUUAUUGUUGCGCACAUUCUGUGAUACAUAGCACCGAUAUUCAUUGUACUUUUUUUAAUUUAUUAUCAAUUGUGUAAUGCUAUUUUGUUUCUCCAGAAUAUUAACAGCUAAUAUCUGUCGGUUCUGGUGUUAAGUAGAUUUUUACCAUGAAAUUUGUUUUUCGAGCAAUCCUUAUCAAAAAAGAAAAAAAUUCAAAAUAAUUUAUUAAUAAAACCACUUAUAAAUCUA